CACCCGCCGGUUGAAAUUGCUGCUGGUAGGUACCCUCCAUGCCGGUCGGUCGGGAGGAUUGUCAGCUUAAGAUGUUUGUCGGCGCUGCUGUUUGGGGUCGCUGUGCUGCUGUCGGCUGUAUUCUGGUUGCCGACGUACUUCCGACGAGGUUCUGGUCGCGGAGGGCUAGAUCUCGAUGAGUAUGAAGCUCCUGUACUGGCGAGUUUCAGAUUACAAAAGCCUGUUGCUUUGCUAAAUUUGAAUGUUGCCAAGCUUCAAUACGACAUAUUUGCUGAGAUUGGUGUUCCGAAUACCACUGUAUCUGUUUUCAAUAUGGAGCCUUUUGGCAUAAAUUCAACCAAUAUUGUCUUUGGAAUGUGGCCAUAUCCAAAGAAAUCAAAUAUAUCGACCGGGCUAAGCAUCCUUAAGUCUUCGUUUGUGUCUUUGGUUCUAAGACAGUCCACUCUUCACUUGACAACACCGUUGUUCGGAAGCUCAUAUUUUUUUCAGAUUUUAAAAUUUCCUGGGGGGAUUACCAUAGUGCCACUGCAAAAUGCUUUUCUUCUGCAGAAAGAGCAUAUGAUUUUUAAUUUUUCAUUGAAUUUUCCGAUAUAUCAAGUUGAAGACAAAAUUGAUGAAUUGAAGGACCAGAUGAAGUUGGGCUUACGUCUAACAUCUUAUGAGAUUCUUUUUGUGAGAUUGACAAACAUAAAUGGUUCUACAGUGUCACCACCGACAGUUGUUGAGACAUCCAUUGUGUUUGCAGUCGGGAAUAAUCUACCUUCGAUGCCACGGUUGAUGCAAUUGGCUCAAAAUAUUAGGAAUUCCUCUGCCGGAAAUCUAGGUCUAAAUCACACUAUAUUUGGCAGAGUAAAGCAGAUCCGUCUCUCCUCAUUUCUUCAACGUUCUCUAAAUAGCAGUUUCGGUUUUUCUUCAUCGCCAAGUCCGUCUCCCCAACCUAGUGGAGACCAACAUCACGAUCAUCAUUCUCAUAACAGUCAUCACUCCGAUGUGCAUGACACACUUUCGCCUUCGCCUUCGCCUGAAGCUAAACCCGUGUUCAGUCAAGCAGCUCCACCUCGGCCUGGUUGUCGUUUUAGAUUUUCACGAGAUCCUAAAGGCGAACAUCAAAUUGUUCCCACUGGGGCUCCUGCAAGUGCACCUUAUUUGUCGGCUUCUCCAUCUUCGGAAGAUUCCUCUGCACCGGCUCCUCAUUUACCUCCAAAACAGCAUAAGUCCUCUGUCAUUUUUGCUGAUUCAAGACCUCCAGGUGAAGCUGCUAGGGAUGUCGGACGUCAGAACACUGCGCCAUCUAUUUCACCUUUACGGUCUUCAUCAUUUGUGUCAGGCCACAGGAGAACUCAUUUGAUCCUUGCAUCACUUGUGUUUCUAUGGCUAUAGCAGCGGAGGCAAACAGUUGGUUUUCCGAAGCCCAACCCCUCUCACCAGCUCGGCAAAGCUGAUGAUAAUACCAGAGAGAGUUCAGAAGAAGCCGCACAAGUAAGUGGUUCUUUUUCCUUCCUCUAAGCCUCUUAUUUUUAAUGAAAUAUAUUGUAUAUAUAAGGGAUUUAUGGUCAAAGCCACAGAGGUGGCAGGCCGGCCUUUUUUCCUUUUUUUGAAUGUACUAAUGCACUAGUUUUUUAUCUAGAUAUGUGUGCUUUUCACAAUAAAAAAAAUAAGAAAGAAAUGUGAUCAAAGUUAUUUCUUAUAGAA
Molecule: messenger RNA, 1692 nt
Organism: Phalaenopsis equestris
Lineage: Eukaryota; Viridiplantae; Streptophyta; Magnoliopsida; Asparagales; Orchidaceae
Exons: 5
Source: RefSeq, a predicted model, not a curated record